Messenger RNA from Bubalus bubalis (water buffalo), 3436 nucleotides. RefSeq names its product leucine rich repeat and coiled-coil centrosomal protein 1 (gene LRRCC1). Gene Ontology annotation, cellular component: centrosome; cytoplasm. Gene Ontology annotation, molecular function: protein binding. The record is from RefSeq and is a predicted model, not a curated record. Bases 113 to 3196 code for a protein of 1027 amino acids. NCBI's taxonomy places the organism in Eukaryota, Metazoa, Chordata, Mammalia, Artiodactyla, Bovidae. The transcript is spliced from 19 exons.
GUUUUCGCCCCGCCCUGUCGGGCCGGGCUUCCGCCGACCCGGGAGGCGUGUUCCGGGCUCUCAGGCCCUGCGCUGGGCGCCGGUUACGACCCCGCUCCCCGUCUCCGGUGCCAUGGAGGCACCGGGGGAGGCGGAAGUCGAGAAUGAGGACGGCGACAGCAACUGCGGGGAUUUGUGCUUCAUGGACAAAGGCCUGCGGAGCAUUUCAGAGUUAUCUUUAGAUUCAGCUCUUCAUGCCAUCAAUCUUCAUUGCAAUAACAUCUCGAAGAUCACAUCCAUUGAUCACGUUUGGAAUUUACAACAUUUAGAUCUGUCAUCUAAUCAAAUAAGUCAAAUUGAAGGACUAAACACACUGACAAAACUAUGCACUUUAAAUUUGUCCUGCAAUUUGAUCACAAGAAUAGAAGGUCUUGAAGCACUAAGUAAUCUGACUAGACUGAAUUUAUCUUACAACCACAUAAAUGAUCUUAGUGGGUUGAUGCCUCUUCAUGGAAUUAAACAUAAACUUAGAUACAUUGACCUGCACAGUAACUGCAUCGACAGUAUCCAUCACCUACUUCAGUGUACGGUAGGAUUACACUUCUUGACUAAUCUUAUUUUGGAAAAAAAUGGAGAGGAUAAUCCUGUCUGUCAUUUACCAGGAUACAGAGCAGUUAUGCUCCAGACUUUGCCACAGCUCAGAAUCCUAGAUUGUAAGAACAUAUUUGGUGAGCCAAUAAAUAUGGCAGAAAUAAACUCAUCGCACCUACAGUGCUUCGAAGGUCUUUUGGAUAAUUUAGUUUCUUCUGAGUCUCCCCUAAAUAUAAGUGAAGAUGAGGUCACGGACGGGAUGCCAGCGGCGCCCCGCGGCGGCGACGCGGCGCCCUUGGGCCGGCCUCCAGGCGCGCCGACUGACGCCGGCUUGACAUCGCUCACAUCUGUGUGUCCCUCUUCUGAGCCCGAGAAAGUGCAUCACGAAAGUGAUCUUCAGAAUGAGGUGCAACUGCAGAAAUUAGAUGAUCAAAUUUUACAGCUUCUCAGUGAGACUUCUAAUUCUAUAAUAGAUAAUGUUCCUGAGAAAGAUCCCAGACCAAAAAGAGACACAGAUGUGACUUCUGAAAGUGACUAUGGAAACAGAAAAGAAUGUAGUAAGAAAACUUCUCGAAGAUCAAAAAUCCCCUAUUAUUCCAAAACUAUUCAGACUAUUAAACACCACAGUAAAAACAGCAGUACUUUUAUAAGUUGUAAUCGUAAAAUGAAACCACCUUUCCUUAAAGAAUUAUAUAUAAGUUCGUCUUUGCCAAACAAUAGUACAUUAGAAGAAUCAGAAAACCAGAAGACUGAAAUAAUGAAAGUAAACAAUGAUGGUUCAGAAGAUGCCACUUACCGGGCACUUGUUGAGGAACUAGAUGAAGAGAGAGAGAAGAGAUGGAAAGCUGAACAAACUGAAAAGAAGCUUAUGGAUUAUAUUGAUGAACUGCAUAAACAUGCGGAUGAAAAAAAAGAUAUUCAUAGCCAGGCUCUUCUUACUACAGACAGGCUAAAAGAAAUUAUUUUUAAAGAGAGAAAUUCCAAGCUUCAGCUGGAAAUUAUGGUUCACAGACUUCAAAAUGAAAUUAAAAAACUAACUAUUGAAUUAAUUAAAGCAAGAGACCAACAAGAUGAUCACAUUAGACACCUGAGAACCCUGGAAAAAGCGCUGGAGAAAAUGGAGAGGCAGAAGGGGCAGCAGCAAGCCGCACAGAUGCGACUUAUCCAAGAGGUGGAACUCAAAGCUGCUGCUGCUGAUAGAGAAAUAAACUUACUUAGGACUUCUCUUCAUCAGGAAAAGGAACAGGUGCAACAACUUCAUGAACUGCUUGCAUUAAAAGAAAAAGAACACAGGAAAGACAUUGAAACAAGGGAGUUUUUUAGUGAAGCUGAGUUCCAGGAAGCCUUAGCUAAAGAAAUUGCUAAAGAAGAGAGAAAGCAUGAGCAAGUUAUAAAAGAAUAUCAAGACAAAAUUGAUGCAUUAAAUCAACAGUAUAUGGAUUUAGAAAAUGAAUUCCGUAUUGCUUUAACUGUUGAAGCCAGAAGAUUUAAAGACGUUAAAGAUGGUUUUGAAAAUGUUGCAACUGAAUUAGCAAAAAGCAAGCAUGCUCUCGUUUGGGCUCAACGAAAAGAAAAUGAGUCAUCUUCUUUAAUUAAAGACCUAACCUGUAUGGUGAAGGAACAAAAAACAAAACUUGCAGAAGUUUCUAAAUUGAAACAGGAAACAGCAGCAAAUUUACAGAAUCAAAUCAACACACUUGAAAUUUUAAUUGAAGAUGACAAGCAGAAGAGUAUUCAAAUAGAACUUCUCAAGCAGGAAAAAAUGCAGCUUAUUUCCGAGCUAGCUGCCAAGGAAUCGCUAAUUUAUGGUUUAAGGACAGAAAGAAAAGUAUGGGGACAUGAGUUGGCACUACAGGGGUCUUGUCUAGUCCAAAAUCAUGGGAGAGUAGAGGCUCAGCUUGAAAGUUUGUAUAGGGAGAAUGAAUGUCUGCGAAAAGCAAGCGAGCGUGACAGUGACACAAUAAGAAUCAAAUGUAAAAUCAUAGACGACCAAACCGAAACCAUUGGAAAAUUGAAAGAGUGUUUACAGGAAAGAGAGGAACAAAUCAAAAUAUUACAUGAAAAGAUCACUGAAAUACAAAAAUGUACUCAGGAACAACUUGAAGAAAAAUCUUCACAACUGGAUGAAAUAGUUGAGAAACUAGAAAGACACAAUGAAAGGAAAGAGAAACUAAAACAGCAGCUGAAAGUGAAGGAAUUAGAACUUGAUGAAAUCAGAAAAGCUUACAGUACACUUAAUCAGAAGUGGCAUGAUAAAGGAGAACUUCUAUGUCAUCUUGAAAUGCAAGUAAAAGAAGUGAAAGAAAACUUUGAAAACAAAGAAAGAAAACUUAAAGCAGAAAGAGACAAAAGUAUCGAACUACAAAAGGAUGCAAUGGAAAAGCUUCAAAGUAUGGAUGAUGCCUUUAAGAAACAAGUUGAUGCAAUUGUUGAAGCUCAUCAAAAUGAAAUAAUACAACUGGCAAAUGAAAAACAGAAAUGUAUUGAUUCUGCAAAUUUAAAGGUCCAUCGAGUUGAAGAAGAAAUGCGUGGACUUCUGGAAGAAACAUGCAAGAACAAAAAAGCAAUGGAAACAAAAAUUAAGCAACUUGCUUUUGCUCUAAGUCAAAUUCAGCAAGAAAUUUGAUGGUUCUGAGAACAAAUUUAAUUGAAAUGGAUCGGCAGGCCUAUUGUAAAAAUGAUUAAAUAUUGUAAUAGUAGUAACUGCUGUGACUUUGAAAUGUCUCUUUCUACACAUUUCAUUCUGAUUAUAUUUUAAAAGACUUUUGAUCAAGUAUUAAUUGUAUAUGUAGGUUUUUUUAUAAUAAAUUGUUGACAAUUAUGUGUAUUAGAAAAACCUAUCAAAAUAACUAGACUUAAAACACUU